Messenger RNA from Paramecium tetraurelia, 1317 nucleotides. RefSeq lists its product as uncharacterized. The record is from RefSeq and is a predicted model, not a curated record. Gene Ontology annotation, cellular component: plasma membrane. Gene Ontology annotation, biological process: potassium ion transport. The transcript has 5 exons. Gene Ontology annotation, molecular function: small conductance calcium-activated potassium channel activity; calmodulin binding. NCBI's taxonomy places the organism in Eukaryota, Ciliophora, Oligohymenophorea, Peniculida, Parameciidae.
AUGCAGACACAGCCAGAUCAAGAACGUCUUAAUACAUAAGCAAAUUAACCAUAAGAACCUAUCUAAAAUAAGACCCCUUUUUUCGAUCUAGAAUCUUCAGGUGAUUCUUUGGAAGAUGGCAGAGUGACUAAUCUAUAUUUUCAACGUUUUAGGAUGUUGGAUUUGAGCUUUUUUGUUUUUAAUUUAAUUGGGACUGGAUUAACGGUGAUUACUUUAGAAUUAAUUCAUUAUGAUUAAUAACAGGAAGCAAGAUUAGUGAUUUUGUGGGUGAUUUUUAUAUCAAAUUUAAUAUUAAUGGGACUGGCCUUAGUUAGAAAUCAAGCAAAGCUCAAAUGGAGAGAGAGUAAAGGAGAUGUGUAUAGUGGAUUUACAAAGGAGCAUGUAGAGUUGUUGAUGGAAAUAAUCAUUAUUGCCGCAUCUCCCUUACCUUUUUUAGAUAGUAUUAGUUUCUACUUUACUAAUAAUUUUGUUGAAGGAGAUGUAAACCAUACUUAAAUAUUAUAGGUAUAUUAUUAUGCAAAUGAAUUACUUUGUUUGACUCUAGCGUUUCGAGUAAUAUUCUUUAUUCGAACAACCUUAUUGAAUUCAUAUUGGCAUUCUAAUAGAACUGACCGAGUAUGCAGUUUAUAUGCCAGUUAAGCUGAUUAUAUGUUCACCAUAAAAUCUCUAAUGAGAAAUUAGCCAUUCACAGUGAAUUAUAGUGCUAUGAUUCUUCUAAUAUUUGUAUUUGGUUAUUGUUUAAGAAUAUGUGAGAGUCCUUUAAAUAGAAUCGAUGUUAGCAGCAAUGAUUUUAGUAGUUAUGCUAAUUCCAUGUGGUGUGUGAUAGUUACAAGCACUACUUUGGGAUAUGGUGAUUAUUAUACCAGAACAUUAUUAGGACGUUUAGUAAUGAGUGUAGUUUGUAUAUUGGGAAACUUUGUUGUGUCCUCCAUGAUUGUGAUCAUCACAAAUGAAUCAUAUUUAACUACAUUGGAAAACAAGGUUGUCAUUUUAAUUGAUCGUUUGAGUUUAAAAAAAUAAAUGCAAUAGGAGGCAGCAAUGAUUAUAACCAUAUUUGGUCGUAUGCAUUAUGCAAAAAGACAUCUUGAUUUGACUGAAGAUGAAUUUACGGAUAUGAGUAAAAAGAUGAAAAAAUAUGCUAUUCAAUUAAAAUUAACCACUCGUAAAUAUGUUGCAGCAAGAGCUUUGGGAAGUUAAUUGGAAGAAAUCAAUAGUGGAUUUAAUUCGCUUAAAGAAAAUCUCAAAUAAACAUCUUAGUUGUAGGAAGAAUUAAUAAAAGCAAAUGAAAAUCUUAUCUAUAAGAUAGAUAAUAAAUGA